UUUUCAACUUUCCCAAAAAUAAAAGCAAGAGAAACAGAACCAAGAGAGAAUAUUAUUUGCUCUUCUUCUGUGUAUUGUUUGACAGGUUCCCAGAUUUUCAGACAGUCGAACCACAUGAAUCAAAUUGACUCGGAUGUCGACUCUAAUGGUGCUGGUAAAGGAAAAGAGCCGAGGGUAAUAUCUCCGGGAGGAUCCAAGACCGAAGAGAAGCAAAGUCAGGGUGUUACUAAUCAGAUUGACAAGGGUCAAGAUGGUAGACAGCAGCCUCAUGGAGAAGUGAACAUGGAAGCUUCCAUAUCAGAAGAAGAUGUGAUAAGAGCUGGAGGUUUUGGUGCUAAAGACGACAUUGGAAGCUUCCUUCCCGUGGCAAGUGAUUCGACUGACUUUGAAGAAUCACUCCGCUCUGCACGUGACUACGAAGAAGCUCAAGAGGAGGUUCAAAGACCUGGUCUUGGCUGGCCUAAAGAGUAAAAUCUUGUCCUCGUUGGCUUCAAUGCUUUGCUUGUUUAGUUCUUGUUCGGUCGAUAGUUACGUAUGAUGAUGGCAAAGCUGGAUUGAUUCAAAGUAGAGAACUCACUGGUUCUUGCUCUGCGCCUCUGCUUUUGCCAGAACGUUAACUUUUUGUCAUAACUAAAAUUAUAUGCCACAAGUUAUAUGCUAUAAGUUGGAAGAAUUAUGGAAACUACUUUCUUUAAUGUAGUAGUCAAAUAUUGUUCAUAGUUGUGUAUUUGUUUUCAAGGUAAGUGUUUGGAACGUAAAGAGAGAGAGAGAGUAUAACUAUAUGUUUGUGUUCAUACCAAAA
Molecule: messenger RNA, 802 nt
Organism: Brassica oleracea var. oleracea
Lineage: Eukaryota; Viridiplantae; Streptophyta; Magnoliopsida; Brassicales; Brassicaceae
Exons: 3
Coding region: 115-471 (118 amino acids)
Source: RefSeq, a predicted model, not a curated record